This is a messenger RNA of Nanorana parkeri, 2339 nucleotides long. Its product is annotated as protein phosphatase Slingshot homolog. The record is from RefSeq and is a predicted model, not a curated record. Gene Ontology annotation, biological process: negative regulation of actin filament polymerization; actin cytoskeleton organization; protein dephosphorylation. Bases 62 to 2146 code for a protein of 694 amino acids. The transcript has 14 exons. Gene Ontology annotation, molecular function: protein tyrosine/serine/threonine phosphatase activity; actin binding. Lineage: Eukaryota; Metazoa; Chordata; Amphibia; Anura; Dicroglossidae. Gene Ontology annotation, cellular component: cytoplasm.
UCUCCCGGGGGACAGAUAGACAGGCGGCGGAGGAGGUGUACGGAAGACUCGGGGUAUGGUCAUGGCUCUGGUCACCGUACAGCUGUCCUCGGCGGACGGGGGGGCGGAGCCCACUCCUCUGCAGGAAGAUGCGAAAAACCGAAGAAAACGCAUGCAGAGAAGACAGAGCUUUGUCAUGGUCAAAGGGGCUGCCCUAUUACUCCAGUUUGAGGAGGAGCCAGAAGAGGUUAAAAAGCCAGAACCCUCACAGACUGCUGGCCCUAGUGAGCAGGAGCUUCAUUUACAGGCCAUGCUGAGACUUCUACGGGCCGAGGACACUUUAAAACUGGCUGUCCGGCUGGAGCCUGUCCGGUCCUGUCUAACCAGAUAUCUGUUAGUGGUUUCCUCUGUGGGAAGGACCAAUGAGGAACAGACCAUUCUGCUGGGUGUUGACUUUCCGCAUGAUGGCUCUGACGCCUGCACCAUUGGCUCCGUUCUGCCGAUAUGGAGUAAUACACAGGUCUUCAUAGAUGGAGAUGGCGGAUUCAGCGUUACAAUCGGGAUGGAUGUCCGGUCAUUUAAACCUAUAUCUGUUCAAACAAUGUGGUCUCUUCUUCAGGUGCUCCACAAAGCCUGCGAAGCGGCAGAGUUCUCUAACUACAUCCCCGGCAACUUUGUCCAUUGUGGGCUGGCAUAUUACCAGGAUCACCGAUGUUCACCCCAGAACUGCGUUAACGUUUGGGCAGCCACAGCAGACCUAACCUCUGUGCGGAGAGAUGCCACCACCAAAGAGAGAGAGGAGAAUGAGAAGAUCAUCCGAAGAAAACUGCGAGAUAUCUUGCGGGAAAGCGACCUUGAGAAUAUAACAUCUAAGCAGGUCCGGAAUGCUCUGGAGCAGCAUACACAUUGCAAUUUGCAGGAUUACACCGAGUUCAUUGAUAACGAGAUGAUAAUGAUCCUGGCACAAAUGGACCGGCCCUCAGAGAUCUUCCCCUACUUGUAUUUGGGUUCUGAAUGGAACGCUUCAAAUUUGGAAGAACUUCAGAAGAAUAGGGUUACACACAUACUUAACGUCACUCGAGAAAUUGACAACUUCUUCCCCGAGACUUUCAAAUAUAUAAAUAUUAGAGUUCUGGAUGAAGAGAGCACCAACCUUCUGCCGUACUGGAAAGAGACCCACAGAUUUAUUUCCACCGCCAAACGCCAGGGUACAUGCGUGCUUGUGCACUGCAAGAUGGGGGUGUCUCGCUCUGCCUCCACAGUGAUUGCUUACGCCAUGAAGGAGUAUGAGUGGACGCUGGAACAAGCUUUAAAACACGUCAAAGAGAGGAGGAGCAUCGUUCAACCGAAUGCUGGAUUCAUGCGACAGCUGCAGACAUACCAGGGCAUCUUGGGAGCAAGUAAACAGCGGCACAGUUAUUUGUGGGACCCCAGCUCUGCCCCUGCCAUUUCCAGGUACCCCAGCCCCCCGGAUUCUCUGGCUAACCUACCCUCUGGCCCUAAACAGAAGAUGAACCUGCGUUUCCUUAUGAGGUCCAUCAGCGAGAUGGAUGUUACUGACUCCACCUCUGAAUCAAUAGACAAGCCCGUUGAAAGAGAGCGGAGUGCCUCGGAGGAAGGCAGCAGCCAACUGGAAGACUUUGACAAUGUGCGUUCUGAAAGCGAGGACAGCCUAGCGAAACAAAUGGAUGACACCGUGGGUCCUGACAGCGAGGACAGCCUAGCCAAUCAACUGGAUAGUGUGUCAUCCAUGGAUGACAGCCUGCUGGAGACCAAUGAUAAUUCUAUGGAUCAAGACGAGAGCAUUAGUGAGGUCCACCCAGAUGACCAAGAUGGAGAAUUGGCAGAAUCCUCCACAAACAACAUCAGAAAAUGUACUGCAACGCAUGAGGAGAGCACAUCAAUGGAUGAGGUGUUCACUCCUCACUCUCCGUCCACCCGCCCCCAAUCCUCAGCAGCCCGUAGAAGGUCAAUGCGCAAAAAGAAGCUUAUAUCCCAGCAGCCGGUAGAGACCACGCGGGCAAGCCUUCCGUCACAGUCCGAGUCCGUGGCAGGGCUUCAAGUAGCGGGACUUGUAUCUAAGCGUCUGCAGGAAGUAGAGCAACUAGGCCGCAAGUCCCGGGUCAUGCGACAGGGCAACGUCGGCGAGGUGGCAGAGGAAUCGUAGACCUUUUCAAGGCUUCCCUGUCUUAUGGCCAGGAGAUGCAGGACGCUAUUUCACCUGGGCGAUCAUAUUUUUAUAUUUUUGUAAAAAAGAAAUUCUUUUAUUUUUCCAUUUCCACAUCAAGCAGACAGCGGAAGUUUGGGAAGAAGUGACUCAGGGACGGUAUUCACGUUUUAUACCUGGUUAUUCGUAAAAC